This is a messenger RNA of Prorocentrum cordatum, 579 nucleotides long. NCBI's taxonomy places the organism in Eukaryota, Dinophyceae, Prorocentrales, Prorocentraceae. The record is from the annotation of a GenBank genome assembly.
GUGCGCCUCACAGGGGGCGAGCCGACCAUCCGCGGGGACUUCGCCCGCAUCCUGGAGGGCCUUGGCGAGAUCAGCGCGGCUUCGCCGGCGCCGCUGGAGCUCGGGCUCACCACCAACGGCGUGCGUCUGAAGAAGUUCCUGCCGCACCUCCGCGCGGCUGGUCUGCGCGGCAUCAAUCUCAGCGUGGACACCCUGGCGGCGGCCAAGUUCCCGCUGCUGGCCAGGCGCCCGCUCGACUGGCACGCGCGGGUCAUGGAGGCGAUGCGGGACGUGAUGGCUCAGGAGGAUCACUUCAGGCUAAAGCUGAACUGCGUGCUGCUCCGAGGCGUCAACGAGGACGAGAUCGGCGGCUUCGUGAACCUCACGGAGCAGCACCCCGUGGAGGUGCGCUUCCUGGAGUUCAUGCCGUUCACGAGGAACGGCUGGAGCGCCAACCGGCUCGUGCCGCAGGCUGAGAUCGUGUCCGCCGUCAAGCGGCACCUCGAGCGCUCCGGCCGCGGCGAGCUCGACGGUUGCCCCCCGACCGCCUGGACGACGUGGCGCGGCUGUGGAAGGCGCGCUUGCGCGCGCUUGCGGUGA